AGGUCUUAUGUGAAGAUUCUCGUGGAAGUUGUAAAAGGAGGGAAAUCAACAAGCUUUUUUUUUUUAAGACUGGUAAGUGUUCAGUAAUAAAUAUGUACCCAAUCAUGAUUUUUAAGAUCAUGUUUUCUUUUACAGUACAUGCCAUUUAUAUAUAUAUUCUGUUUACAUUUUCAGAUCACUCAAAGAUCUUCAUACAUUUAAUGAAUUGGACAGAACAUUUGAGCGCUGAAACAAGUUUGCAAGUUUACAGUAUGAUUGACAGAAAGAAGGUGUUCUGAUGCAGACUAUAGAGGAUCAUCGUGACUCAAAUGUGGAACAACCCAACAACUUCAGCAAUGGAAGGCCCCUUUGUUUAAGAUCUCCAGGUGUGACAGCAUCUGACAUUUGACCUUUGAAAACCCAACUGACGUCUAGAGGGACAAUGGAGCCACGUGAAUCUGCUGCUGGACCAAAAUGCAUCAAGGAGCCCCGGGAGAAGCUACAAAGGAAGUGGGUCUCUGAGCCCUCAGCUGGCACAAAAAGAAGCACUUUCGCUGACCCGGAGGAAAAGAGGCACUCACAUCGCGAAAGCAUUCAAAGUGGUGCCAGUGGCAGCAAUAUUACUGGCUCAGCACAAAAGUAUGGCUCUGGGAAGCUGCUAUCAACUGCAAUGGGUCAGUCAUCUCAAGAUAGUCAGUAUGCACAGGCUUUCCCCCGUACUUACUCCUACCAGUUACCACAACCGUACCCACAGCAGCCCAUGCAAGAGCACUUCCUGUCCGGAGCCAAGCCCCAGCCCGGCCUGGAGGCCCAUGCCUGGCCCUUCGCUGGACAGCUCCCUUCCGACGACAUAUUCCCUGGACACUCCCGUGCCCAAGGAGUCUUCCCUCGUCAGAAAUCUCCCAGUUUACCCAGUUCUUUUGGCCAGUAUUCCCAGUCAGGGCCGGAGCCGCCAGAGGAGGGAUACAAGAAGGAGCAGAAACCCAAGAAGCCAGGGAAGUACAUCUGCCACUAUUGUGGAAGGGCUUGUGCUAAACCCAGCGUGCUGAAGAAGCACAUUCGUUCACACACUGGGGAACGCCCCUACCCUUGUGUCCCCUGUGGGUUCUCAUUUAAAACCAAGAGUAAUUUGUACAAACACAGAAAAUCUCAUGCCCAUGCCAUCAAAGCGGGACUAGUCCCAUUCUCCGAACUAGCAGCUUCACGCACAGACAUGGAUCAGGCGUCCUCAGUGGGAGAGACAGAGGUACACUCAGACGGUGAACAGAGCACAGACACCGAUGAGGAGACUGCAGAGGCCUCCAUGUUUAUGGACAAAGGCAGCCCCAUUCCCCAGAUAUCAUUUGAGAUGGACAAAAGCACAAUGGAGAAGGGUGGGGAGCCGGCAUAUGCUGAUUCAGCUGAGGAACUAGCUAUGGCUUCCAUGAAAGUGCCUAUCCUAAUUGUCCCAAAACAAGGGGUCCCGCCAACAGCAAUGGAGUGCCCCCCAUUCACGGAACUCAAGGCUUCUCACAUCAGCUCCCAGGUUGGCCGCGUGGAUGACUCUCCCACUAUCAAACAGAGACUGGCUCUGAGACUGACAGAGAAGAAGGGAUCACAGGACUCAGACCAGCAGUCCCAUCAGUCCCUGCACCUCCUGAGUCCACACAGCAAAGGCAGCACAGACUCAGGCUACUUCUCCCGUUCAGAGAGUGCAGAGCAACAGAUCAGCCCUCCCAACACAAACGCAAAGUCCUACGAGGAGAUCAUGUUUGGUCGGACCUGGUAUUACAAACCUAACUCUGCUAGAUCUAGACAAUCCAUUGCAGUAGGCAUGGCCACUGUUGGCCAAGACACUAACAUAGUAAUGGGGAAGAUAUCUGAGGAUCAACUACUAGCAGGCGUUGACCCUAAGCAGUAUCCCACAGGCCCUUGCCAAAGCAACACAGGUCUACUAGAGACUCCUGAUUCAGGGACACUCAUUAGGAGUAACUCAAUGCCAACAUCCUCCCCGACCAACCUCAACGUCCCACCGGGAAUAAGAGUGAGCCACUCCUUUGACGAGAUGAUGACCUCUGAUGACGUCUUCUACCCGGGUGCUGCCGGUCUGAGGAGGCUUAGGAGACAGGCAGCUUUUGAGCAUUCAGCACAUGAAGGGCAUGGCGACUAUGAAACUUAUGGACACGUUCCCAAGAACGCAGCCCAAUCCGUGGCGUUAAAGCUAGGGGAGCGCAGUCCUGUGGUGCCAGAGCAUACAGCAUACAGCCCUUAUGGUACUAAAGUGGGAAUGACAGAGAUUGCCACUCGUAAACGCAGGAAGGAAAAGAGUGUAGGAGAUGAGGAGGAUGGCCCUGUCCAGUACGACAGUAGUUUUAGUGGCUCAGUAGAUAUGGUCAGGGAUUAUGAUUCAAAACAAGGUAGUCAAGAGGGUUCAAGGGGGACACCUACUGGAAAGGGAUCCAUGGGAUCUAUGUACAGUGCACAUAGCCAAUCAGACAGUUUUGAAACAUGCUGUAGUAGUAUGUGCUCAGAGGACGUAGUGCUAGUCCCAGACUCUGACAGAAAGGCAGCUGGCAACGUUAUCUCUGUCAUUCAGCACACCAACUCACUCAGUAGGCCAAACUCCUUUGAGAAGUCAGAGUCCUUCGAGCACCCAGCCUACCUGCAGGACAAACCCUCCAGCCAAUAUUCAGAGCAGUCAGAUACAGAGAACAUAGAGGAUGUGCAGAGCCCAGAGUCUAACCUAAGGUCUGAGAGCAUGGAGCAGCAGCAGCAAAGAGACAGUGAUUUAGUUUCAUCCAACCAGCCCUGUCACAUGCCCCCCAAACUGGUACGCCAGUCUAACAUCCAAGUGCCUGAAAUCAGGGUGACAGAGGAGCCAGAUAAACCUGAGAAAGAGCCUGACGUACUGACCAAGGAGCCGGAGAAGCACGUUGAAGAGUUCCAGUGGCCCCAGAGGAGUGAGACACUGUCCCAGCUCCCAGCGGAGAAGCUGCCUCCUAAGAAGAAGCGUCUGCGUCUGGCAGACCUGGAGCACUCCUCUGGGGAGUCCAGCUUUGAGUCCUGCACCAGCCUGUCCAGGAGCCCCAGCCAGGAGAGCAACCUGUCCCACAGCUCCAGCUUCUCUAUGUCCUUUGACAGGGAAGAGAGCUUAAAGUCUGUGUCACCUUCCAAGCAGGAGGACUUUGGCAAGCAGUCUGAGUACAGCGGCAACUCUCUCACUAUCCCAGGCCAUCAACAGCAGAGGGAGAUGCGACGCUCCUCGUCAGAACAGGCUCCCAGCGCUCUGCCCACCGAGAUCCCAGAGAUCCGUAGCAAGUCCUUCGACUAUGGCAGCCUCUCAACAUCAUCCAGACAGGGAGAGGUUUACUCCAGUGCAUCAGCCAUGAAAGAUCGGAGACGGGGCUACCUAGUAAGGCAGGCAUCCCUCAGUGUUUACCCUGAGACUGUGGUGCAUGAGCAAGGUGGUCUCGAAAUUACUGUCAAGCAAGAGCAUUCGGACCAUGGACCCUCAUCUUGGCAGAGCCCCCCAUCCUCUCAAGGUUCUCUCGGUGCAUCAGCCAGCGAAGUAGCAAGACCCAAGAGAGGGUCACAUCAUCAUCUUCUGCAACAGAGCAUUAGUGAGGACAGCCAGGACGACCCACCACUGUUCCAGAAGUCAUCUCGUCUGCCAAGUCAACAGUCAUCAGAGGGAGAGCAUCCAGGUCACGAGCUCAUGAGCCAGGAAACGAUGCAAUACUCCUCACUCCAGAACAGCUUGGCUUCACUGCCUUUCCUGCCAUUUCAGCCUGGUCUGUUCUGGCAUCCCGAGUCCACACAGAGACACAAGCAGCAUCUGGCUUUCCAGCCACACCAGUUACAGAAACUACAUAUCAGACAGCCUAGUCUACCACACAUGCUCCAGAAAUCCCACCCACCUCUUAAUCAGCUACAGCAGAUCCAGGAGCAGUGCGACGCGAAGGCUGAAGGUGCUAUCAGUCAGAGCUAUCAGUAUCCCUCCAGAGCCUCCCCCCAGGCCCAGCAUUACGGCUCUCUUCCGUCUAAAGUGGCCCUCACCGAGAGCACGGUGCUCCUGCAACAGGUCCAGCCAAUCUUCGCCACUCAGAAUGCAGGUUCACAGUCAUCUCUCCCAGGUAUGCUAGUCCCCGUUAGGAUGCAGACUCAAGUGCCAUCUUACGGAAGUGUUAUGUACACAAGUGUUUCACAACUCUUAACUAACCACGGCCAGAGCACUUAUUCAGCAAGAGUCAUAUGCUCAGACAGUGUAUCAUCCAGUUCACCAACAGGUGGCACUGUUUCAAAGCACGGCGUUGGCUUCAACUUAUCUCAGAUCCUUGGUCAGCCUGAGGGAGCUCUACGUUAUCCACUGUGGAAUGUUCCGGAUCUGAACACUGAACACGGGAGACUGAACACGGGAAUUCCGCUGUCGUUGACAUCAGGAACCAUCUCCACCACGGAUGCGUCCUCCAGUAUUGGGGGAAGCAAGCGGAUGCUAUCACCGGCCAGUAGCCUGGAACUCUUUAUAGAGACCAAACAGCAAAAACGGGUCAAGGAGGAGAAGAUGUACGGUCAGAUUGUAAAGGAGCUAAGCGCUGUCGAGCUGAGUGCUUCGAAAGACAGCAGCACGUUACCAAAGCGCGCCCCUCUGAAGAGCGAGGGUUCAAUGGAUGAUCAGGAGAGGAUGUCCUCCUCCCCACCAGCAGACUUCCCCUCCACCAAAAUCCCAGUGCGUUCUAAUGCACCUCACAUACCUGAUGUGCCACCAGCUGACAGCUUCACUCCCCCUCUGCAAAUCGUGACGGACUUCCCUGGUGGCAGAGAGUCCCCAGAGGAGCUGGACGUUGAUGACUCCUCCACCCCAGAGGCUAGCUGCAGCCCACAGUCCAUGGUCUCCUCCAGUGACACUCCAGGAGAAGCCAAGCCACCCAUGGGCAGCAAGAUACCUGUCAACAUGCUGGUGCAGCUGGCUGCCAAUCAGAGUGGGGGCGCUGCUGGAAGCACUCUACUGCUCACAGAUCUGGCCGACAUUCAGCAGUUCUUUCAGUUCCCCAGUCUUCGCACGACAACCAGUGUCAGCUGGUGCUUCCUGAAUUACACCAAGCCAAACAACGCUCAGACGACUCCCCUGACUUCUGUCUACGGCUCCUGGUGCAUCAGCUCUUACAACCCCAACCCUCUCAGUCUCAGCACCAAGUCUACUCUGGCCCUGCUCUGCUCCAAGCAGAGGAAGAACACAGAAACCUACACGAUGGCUGCUAUGUAUCAACCCGGGACUGGAAAACUUGUGUCCUCUCUUGCUUGGAAGCAGAAGUUUGAGCAGGUAGUCACACGUCACAUACAGUAUGUCUCUUAUUCAUAGUUAAUGUAUUUAUUGGUUAAUGGGUGGUUAACGGUUGGUUACUAAAUAAGUAUUCAAGUUUUAGAAUUCACAUGCUGUAGAGAGUUUGAAAUCCCCUACAAUAUUAGAAACCAAUCUGGGAUAAAAGUCUAUUUUGAAGCCGACAUUCCAGUACUGUACAUCUGCCAUCAAGUGUUUUUGUCUGUUUGUGAGGAUUUAACUGAGUGUUAUGCAUGUUUUUCAUUUGCAGAUGAAGCCAGAGCUCAUGCAGCUAGAUGUGAGCAAAUAUGGGAAGAAAAUCAAGGGGCUGAGUGCCAGGGAUCGAAUCAAGGAGGACCACGGAGAGAAAGAGGCCUCCUCAAAGCAGGCUGAGCCCACUCGCAUCAAAAUCUUUGAAGGAGGGUAUGUGAAGAUGGCUGCCAUUAGCCAUUCAAAUUUAAUUGAAAGCAUUUUAAUAUCAGUGUGGCACCUUCUCGAGAGGGCUGCUUAAAUGUGUAUAUUGUUGUGACUUUUACACAAAAUGUACAGUUUUAUGGAAGGCAGAAGAUGAACAGCACUUAAAUAGGUUGGAUUUAAUGCCUGGCGGCUGAAACCACUUCUUCAGAGCAAAAUAUUAUUUGAGAAUGGUAAUACAAUGACUGUGAUAACUGGAAUUUAAGUAUUACUUAAAUCACUUUACAUUUUUUAUGACUUCACAUUUAUUCACUAGAGGGUGUUUUCUGCAGAAAUGUUAUAGAUUUAAAAAAAACACAGGAUGGAUUUUUCAGAUGGAUUUUAAUUGUGGUUGAAAGGCGUUACUAGUAUAGGCUACAGUAAAGCAACGUUUUGUUGUUUAACAGCCAUGGUAUUAUUGACUACUGUGCAUGAGGCUACUGUAACCUCUUUGCGUUGGAGCAAGCAAUAGAUAGAUUUCCAAAUGAGUUUUUCAAUCAUCUGACAUUUUUUCAAAAUCACAUAUCUGGAAUGUCCCUUUUAUGAUAUUACAAUGUACAGUGAGAAAAAUGUACAAGAAUUACAUUUCAUAAAUGGGAACAGCUGUAAAAAUAUCUCUGACCAAUACCCAGUUGAAUUUGGCACCAGAAUUAUUUUCUCUGAGCAGUAAUAGGCAAACUUUCCCAAUGUAAAGUGGCCUGUUUGAUGUAUUUGAUAUUUGCUCCCUUAACACAUGCUUCGAUUAUACUCAAUAUCCUCCAAUAACGUUGGAAAAUCUGGUCUUCUUAUGAUUUCAGGUACAAAUCCAAUGAAGACUAUGUUUACGUGCGGGGUAGAGGAAGAGGGAAGUACAUCUGUGAAGAGUGUGGAAUUCGUUGUAAGAAGCCAAGCAUGCUGAAGAAACAUAUCCGCACACACACCGAUGUCAGACCAUAUGUCUGCAAGUUCUGCAACUUUGCUUUUAAAACUAAAGGUGGGUUUCCUUCUUCCGCUUCAUAUAACCACAUAUAUGCAAAUGUACACCUUCCUUCUCAAGUAAUUGAACCUGAUAGUUCAAACAUAAACAGUGAUCACACUGGAAAAUGAUUUAUGUAGAACUGCAAAUAAAGACUUCAGUCUACAUUGCAUUAGGAGAGUGGCAAGGUUCUCUCUCUGCUGCAGUAAAGUGUUGAUGAGUUUAUUAUGCUGCUUCCAGUAAGACUUUUUAAAAGUUGUAAACUCUGGUUUCAGGAAACCUGACAAAGCACAUGAAGUCGAAAGCCCACAUGAAGAAGUGCUUGGAGCUCGGGGUGUCAGUGACAUCUGUGGAGGAUGCAGACGCCGAGGAAGCUGGUAUGAAUCAGACAGACUGACUGAGCACAUUGUGUAGAGAUGAGCCAACAUUUGAUAAAUACUGGGCCCUGUAAGUUGCACUGGUGCGGUUCUUGAGGGACAAUUAUCGUAAUGAAAAACAGGAGCUGCCUCUCUGUCAGGUUUAUGUAAAAUAACCAACUUUAAGAUACACAGUUCACAUUUUCCCUGCUUGAAUUCCACCAUUCUGCAUAGAGUAGAAAAUAACUCCAGUGACCCAUUCAAUCCAAUUGAAAUAAAUUGCGGUUGCUGGAAAAGAUCUGUAAACGCAUAAAUAGAAGAAGUCCUACUGUGUUUUUAUAUCCCAUUUCCUUGUUAAGACUGCACUAAAUGCUGUUUAUUUGUCUUGCAGAAUAAAGUAGGUUACUGUUAUUUCAUUUGCAUAGCGUUUGACUGGAUCAAUGGUUGAUUUACCAAUAUGUUUCUUUUUAGACAAUGGCGAGGAUGGCCAGAGGGAGUCUGGGAAGAUGUCAGGCAUCAUGGCGGACCACCAGUUCUCAGACGCUGAUGAUUCUGAUGGUGGCGAGGAUGACGGGGAUGAGGUGGAUGACGAUGAAGACGAUGACGACGAUUACGAUGGCGACUCCACGCCGAAAACGCGCUCCAGAAGCACUAGCCCUCAGCCCUAUGGCAUACCGUCUCUCUCCAUCACGGCUGUGGCAGCCUCUCAGAGCGCCUGCUCCUCAGACCUUCUGGGCCACGGCUCCAAACCGCCCCUCUUCAGUUACUUCACCAGCCUGCCCAGCAUCCAGAUCACCCAGCUCAUGGUGCCCAGCGAGCGUGCAGGCCAGGGCCAGAUGGCAGAGUACCAGCGUCUGCUGCAGGGCGCCCUGGGCGAGGACUAUAAGAGCAGGCUAGACGUACCCAGCUCCAUGGACGAGGACUUUGGCUUGUCCCCAGAUCACAGCUCCUCCUCCUUUGACCUGUCCCCGUCUCGCCUCUCCUCCCCAGGCCUGGACUCCUCCCCUCUCCGAGAGCCCUCCCCCACCACCUCCUCACGCAAGUACCUCUCCCCCCGACGGGACCUGUCCCCCCGUGGCCGCCUGUCACCCCACAGAGAGGUGUCCCCUCUCAGGCACAUCUCCCCCAAGAGAGACAUCUCCUUCAGGAGGGACCUCUCGCCCCGGAGGGACCUGUCCCCCAGAGGUCACCUCUCGCCCCUGUCCCACGCCGGACGCCCCACGUCACCGGGCAGGGACCUGGCGGGCAGGAGGGAGCUGUCUCCACGCAGUCACCACCGGGGCAUGAUCAGACCUGUCUCCCCCAGGAGGGGCAUGCACCAUCACAGUGCCCCUUGGAGUCUGGGCCAGCACCUGCACUCAGAGAUGGUGCCACUGGGCCAGCGCAGCAGGAGCCACUCAGAGAUGGAGACGGUAAGUGUUCUAUUCUAUUUUAUUCUAUUCACACUGCACUUGAGCCACCAUGAACAGCUCCUUACUGACUGUGUGUUAACUAAUGACUCACAGUAUUAAUAGUAGUGCCUUAUAGGAUGGUAAAUGGUCUCUGCCUUCAACUGUCUUAGAGAUUCUAACUUAAAGUUAAAGUACAAUGGGCUCAUGAAGGACCACCAUAGAGUGCUACUCUUGCAGUAUCUGCAGGAAUUUCUAUGUAUAUAUGUGGCUAAUUAAGGAUCCCUGGGGAAAGAGGUCAAAUACAGUGUGUAUUAUUCUCUUCUCCCUGCCAUCUGGCUUGUUUCCAUGGAACUCAGUGAUAUAAAGAUAAGGCAGCCGUAGCUUGGCUCAUCACUCAGUGGUUAAUAACUGCUGUUUUUCUUCUUAAGAGUCUUGUUAAACCCGACUUUCCAGGAACCCCAGUUUAAAUAAAGCAUGACAUGGAGCCUGCUUCAGCUGUAUAAUUUUCAAAUAUUCAUAUUUUACUUAUUUUUAGCUGGUAAUAGUUUUGUCGUAUGUGAGCAGAUUUUUCCUGCCUUCUCAAAAUCCAUUACAAUCCCUCUUUUCCUCAUUCACAGUUUCUCAGUCAGUACAAACCUACAAUUUGAAGUGUUAGCACAUUAUACAUAAUUAGAUGCUUUGCUCCAUAUAAUUGUGACAUUUCAAUUGUUGAAUAUUCAUAUUUUUCAAGCUGUUCAAUUGUUGAACUUAAAUUGAAAAAAACAAAGUACUUUCAGAGAUCAUCUGCAUACUAAGAUCCACAGACCCUAUUGAUCUACGACCACUAUACUUUGUGCUGAAUUCACCUUGUAUUUUUUCAGGAUCAGAGAAAGGGUUCCCCUCCCCACAGCAGCCAGGAGUCCCCACGGCCCCACCAGGGCCUGUUCAGCCACCUCCCCCUGCACUCCCAGCAGCAGGUCCGCACCUCCUUCCCCAUGAUCCCCAUCGGCGGUAUCCAGAUGGUGCACUCUGUGCCCACCUCAGUCACCGGCCAGGCCCACCCCACCCGCCUCCCCCUGCAGAAGAGCACGUCUGAGGAGUCCAGCACCAGCGAGGUCUCCUUCCACCUGGCCGAGGGAGGAGGAGGGUCCAGGGGUUCGUCCGACUUGCCCCAGCGCCAGGAGAGGAUGGUGUCAUCAUCCACUCCCUCUCGGGGGACCCCGGUCCCCUCCACUGGCACCUCUUUACCCUGGUCAGGAAGUCGCCAGGACAGCGCAGACAUGUCAGACAGCAAGGACAGUAAGCAGCAGGAGGAAAGCAUACAGACUUGUACCACAGCUAUCGCCUCGCUCCGCAUCGCUACGGAACAUGACACUCUGGAGAAGGGCAUGUUGGCGUGCUCUUCAGACGCCCAUCAGAGACACCCCCCCCCACUGCCUCACUCCUCUCACCCCCCUUACCCCAGCCCUCAGGAGAGAGCCCCCAGCAGGAUUCAGCACUUUAGUGGCCUAGAGGUUAGGCAGUCCCCGGACGGCCGCUCGGCCUCCCCUCUCCCCCUACACUCCAGCUCCAGCUUGGAGACCUCCCUGCCGGCCACAUCAAAGGGCCCGGCGGGUUCCGCGGCAGGCCCAGGCCACUGUGCCAAGGAGAGGUCGCCAGGUCAACAGAGCCCAGGGGAAAGACCAGCAAGCACAAAGAGAGGCAAAGAUAUAUCAAAGGAUGCCACAGAGAACAGGUGAACAUUGUUAAAAAGGGAAGGACGUGCAACGUAAAGACAUCAACCCAUACAAUUGCACACACACACACGACACGCAUACAGAGAGACAGACAUUUAAACACACACACACACAAACAAGUCUUUAAACAAGCAAAUUAAGUAGAUACUCUGUAGUUUCAAUGUAUAUGUAUAGCAUGCCUUUUAUAACCUGGUUUGCUAUUUUAACAAUUUCUUAUUUAAAGUUUCAGAGAAUAUACAUACAGUAUGUUAA
Molecule: messenger RNA, 10397 nt
Organism: Coregonus sp. 'balchen'
Lineage: Eukaryota; Metazoa; Chordata; Actinopteri; Salmoniformes; Salmonidae
Source: the annotation of a GenBank genome assembly